AUGCAUCUAAGAAUGUUUGAGUUGGCUCGAGAUGCCCUUAACAAGACUGGCAGGUACAAUGUCAUUGCUGGCAUUAUGUCCCCAGUGUCAGAUCAUUACCCUAAAAAGGGUCUUCUUUGUGCAAAGCAUCGGUGUGAAAUGGUUCGGUUAGGAUUAAAAUCCUCUGAUUGGGUCAGGUUAGACACAUGGGAAAGUGAACAAAAGACUUGGACAGAAACUGUCUGCGUUCUUGAUCAUCAUUACAGCCAACUGCGUACGACCGACAGCAAUGCAAAUGUCUCUCUAAAGAAUGUAUUCGAAUCGGAGGAAAAAACAAACUUUGAUGAAGUUGAUUCUAACCACCUUUCCUUACCAAACUUUUGUGAUAUAAGCUCCAAUGUUCAUUUGAAAUUAUUGUGUGGUGCUGAUCUUUUGGAAUCUUUUUCAAAACCUGGACUUUGGAAAGAAGCUGAUAUUGAGAAAAUUGUUGGAAAAUAUGGUAUUGUGUGCAUAACCCGAGAUGACUCUGAUCCCCGAAAGUUCAUCUAUGAGUCUGAUCUCCUUAGCAAAUAUCAGGAAAACAUCACAAUUGUUACUGAAUGGAUAAGAAAUGACGUCAGCUCCACUAAGAUCAGACGAGCACUUCGUAGAGGAGAAAGUGUUAAAUAUCUCCUGCAAGAUUCUGUGAUAAAUUACAUUAAAAAACACCAACUCUAUGACAUCAUGCCUGACAACCAGUACAUCACUCAGUCAUCAGCAUCUUUUAGCAGUGAUGUUUCUAAGAACACUGAAGAAGUGAAAGUUGUGUUUGUGCCGUCAUCAAAGUAUUUGAACACUGCAGAAUCGCCGCCACAGUCUCCAAAGCGCCAGAGGGAGAUUGAUGACGAUGAGUUUGUGAUGCAUUCACCAAAACUUAAAUGCACAUCUAUCUAUCUAUCUAUCUAUCUAUCUAUCUAUCUAUCUAUCUAUCUAUCUAUCUAUAUGUGUAUGCAUAUUGCUUAA
Messenger RNA from Acanthosepion pharaonis, 981 nucleotides. Lineage: Eukaryota; Metazoa; Mollusca; Cephalopoda; Sepiida; Sepiidae. The record is from the annotation of a GenBank genome assembly.